This is a messenger RNA of Trypanosoma brucei brucei TREU927, 1257 nucleotides long. Its product is annotated as elongation initiation factor 2 alpha subunit, putative. Bases 1 to 1257 code for a protein of 418 amino acids. NCBI's taxonomy places the organism in Eukaryota, Euglenozoa, Kinetoplastea, Trypanosomatida, Trypanosomatidae. The transcript has a single exon. Gene Ontology annotation, cellular component: eukaryotic translation initiation factor 2 complex; multi-eIF complex; eukaryotic 48S preinitiation complex. Gene Ontology annotation, molecular function: translation initiation factor activity; RNA binding; ribosome binding. The record is from RefSeq and is a predicted model, not a curated record.
AUGGCAGCUUACGGUAUAGUGGAGAGUCCGGAUAAUGUAGACUACAAAACGAAGUGCUGCUGCCAAACAACAGAUGGCGUGUACUUCCAAGUUCCAAAGGAGUAUUUCCGCCUUCAUGCCAACUUAUCCCGAAGGAAGUUACUCAUCGCAGAACCCUUCGGCGUACCUCUGGACUCUUCUGCAUUUGAAAGUUUGGUGGUAUUGUUGGAAAAAGCCGCAAUUGUGUCGCCUGCAGCUGCCACUGCCGGAACAGAAGUAGUCAGUAAAGGUGAUGGAGCAAAGCAACAAUGGAUUAAGGACCUCAAUAAGCGCCAGCAGAAGUUCGUAGGUGCCUGCUUAGGCGUAACCACAUGGGAUGGAGCUGAUGUUUACUUUUAUGAGGAAAAGUUACCAAAGGAGAGUGAUGUUGUUUGGGUGAAGGUUAUUCAGGUGAAUGAUACUUCCGCUGUGGUGCAGCUACUGGAGUAUGGCAACCAUGAAGGCAUCAUUCCAUACACGGAAAUCACGAGGAUUCGCAUUCGUGCCAUCGGUAAGGUCAUCAAAGUAGGUAAAAACGAAGCAGCGCAGGUUAUUCGUAUCGAUAAGGACAAGGGUUACAUUGAUCUCUCCAAGAAACAGGUUACGCUAAAGGAGGCGAAAGACUGUGAGGCCCGUUUCUUCAAGGGAAAUGAGGUUCGGUCUGUUGUGUGUCAUGUGGCGGAUGAAUGCGGUGUUCCCCCAGCGGAAGCUAUGAAAAGAAUUGCUUACCCCUUGUACCGUCGCCAACCCGGUAAACACGCAUGGGAAUGGCUCUAUGAACUGAACCAAACCAAAGAUGUGAAGGGUAUUCUCGGGGAUCUGGAAAUAUCUGAAGCUGAAAUAAAGGUGCUCAUGACAACGCUGGAGCACACCAUGCGAACAGAAAUUGCAACCAUUCAUGCUGAUAUUGAAAUGACAUGUUUUCAAUGCGAUGGUGUGAAUGCGCUACGGGAAGUUUUACUGGUUGGCCGCGACUUUAAGGCUGGAAAGGAUCCACUCAUUCCCAUUUCCGUAACAAUUGUUGGACCACCCAAAUAUCGGUUACGCGCAAAGACGGAGCUGAAAGAGGAGGGAAUUGUUCGCAUGAAGGAGGCGAUUGAGAUGAUGAAAAUUGAGAUGGCGAAGCGUGGAGGUAUUCUUAAGGUAGUCGCUGGUCCUUUCGUACUUGGUGAAGAGGAACAUACAAAAGAGGAAAGAAAUGAAGAUGCCGAAGACGAUGAAGGCGAAGACACGGACUGA